AUGCGCGGCCUGGUCGUGCGGGCCCGCGCGCUGUCCCGGGCCCUCCCGCGGGCGGGCCGCGGCGACCGCGCCUGCGCCAGCGGGGCGGGCGCUGCGCCGGGCGGCGCGGGCCAGCCGCAGGCCGCACCGGGCGGCGCCGGGCAAGGGCGCGCCUUGCGGAGGGGCGCUGUGGCGGCGGUCGUGGUCGCGGCGGGGGCCGCGGGGGGGCUCUACGCCUACAGCGAGCAGCUGAAGGCCGAGGCGGCGGAGGCGCAGCGGCGGCAGGGCGAGGAGGAGGCACGGCGGAGGUUGGAGCAGGAGGCGGCGGCCGCGCGCGCGGCCGAGGACGCCGCCGCGCGCCAGCGCGCGGAGGAGGCCCUGGCGCGGCAGCGCGAGGAGCUGGAGGCCGUGGCCGCGCUGGAGCGCGAGCGGCAUGAGAGGCACAAGGAGGAGGACGAGUCCGAGGAGGGCGCCGCCGCGAGGCAGCAGGCCGUCGAGGAGCAGCGCCGUCAGGAGGAGGAGCGGCGCGUGCAGGAGGCGCAGCGGCUCCGGCUCGAGGAGGAGCAGCGCCGGCUGGAGGAGGAGGAGCGGCUCCGCCUCGAGGAGGAGCGGCGCCGGCUCGAGGAGGAGGCGGCGCGCCGCGCGGCCGCGCUGGAGGCGCUGGAGGCUGCUGUCGCGCGGCGGGAUCCCGCUGCGUGCAGAGAGGCGCUGGGCGUGGCGCGCGGCGCGGGCCUGGACGCGGCAGCGUGCCCUCGGGGCCGGCUCGCGGCGGCCCUCGCGGAGCCGGCGCAGCUGAACGCCGGCUUGCUUGCCGUGGAGCAGGCCGACCAGCUCGCCGAGCUUCGGUCGCAUGCCCCUGGCAUUGGUGCCGAGGAUUUCGUCAUGGCCGCGGCGGUGUGCGCGUCCGCUGCUGACGGGGAGGAGUCCCUGCGCAGGAAAGCGGGCGAGCUCGCCGCUGCGCUGCAGAGGAACUGCGGCAUCCACCUCGCAAGCCUCGAGGCCAGGCUGGCGGAGGCGCAGGGCAUGCUCCGCGAGCGCUGCGCCGUGCGGGUGGACUCCGCGCUGGAGAGGC
Prorocentrum cordatum is the source of this 1051-nucleotide messenger RNA. Lineage: Eukaryota; Dinophyceae; Prorocentrales; Prorocentraceae. The record is from the annotation of a GenBank genome assembly.